AUGAUCGACUCGUACUUUGACGUCUUGAUAAUCGGCAGCGGCCUCAGUGGUAUCAACUCGGCCUACCGCAUCCAAGAAUCGCUCCCCAAGGCCAAAUUUGCCGUUCUCGAAGCGCGCCACGAACUCGGUGGAACAUGGUCGCAGUUCAGAUACCCCGGCGUGCGAUCCGACUCGGAUCUGCAUACCCUGGGAUUCAACUUCUACCCAUGGAGGGCGGAGAACCCGAUUGCAAGAGGAGAGGCUAUCAUGGAAUACCUGCAAGAAACGGCGCGCACGUUUGAUCUGGACAAGAAGAUUCGCUAUAGACACAAGGUCAUCAAGGCGGACUGGAGGAGUGAGGAACAGCGUUGGAGAUUGGAAGUGGAAGUCGGCAAUGAGGUUGGAAGAGAGCCGCGAACAGUGGUGUACUGGACCAAAUGGCUCAUCACAGGCACAGGAUACUACAACUACGAUCAACCUCUGCAAGCAAACAUCCCAGGCAUCGACAAGUUCCAGGGCAAGAUCGUGCAUCCGCAGUUCUGGCCCGAGCAUCUCAACUACAAGGGCAAGAAGAUGAUAGUCGUAGGUAGUGGAGCGACAACAAUAACGCUGCUUCCUGCGCUGGUGGAUGGCGGUGUGGGCAGUGUGACGCAGUUGCAGAGGAGCCCAUCGUAUAUCAUGAGCCUCCCUCAGAAAGACCAAGCAUGGUUCGAGAAGUGGGCACCAGAGUGGUUCACUCUACGAUACAAACGCUUCAUGUUCACUCUCGUCCCUAUUCUCCUCUACAAGUUCUGCAUCUGGUUCCCUAAACUUGCACAAUCCUUCCUCGUCAACAAGGCCGCAGCACAGCUUCCCCCCGACUUCCCCGUCGAUCCUCACUUCAAGCCUGGCUACAACCCCUGGCAACAACGCAUGUGUCUCUGUCCCGACGGUGAUUACUUCAAGGCUUUCAACUCAGGCAAAGCACAUAUCGUUACGGAUACUAUCAAGAGCGUUGUCUCAGACGGCAUCGAACUCUCCAGCGGGCAGAAGCUAGACGCAGACAUCAUCGUCACAGCCACAGGCCUCAACAUGCGUUUCCUCGGCGGCAUAGACGUCAGCGUCGACGGUAAGAAAGUCGACGUGGCAUCGCAAUACAUGUGGCGCAACUCUAUGCUCACUUCCCUCCCCAACCUUGGCAACAUUAUCGGGUACUGGAACGCGUCAUGGACACUAGGCUCUGAUACGGCAUCCCGUCUUUUCGUCCGCCUUAUCAAGCAUCAGGAGCAACAUGGCUACACAAGCGUUGUGCCCAUCAUCGACGAGAAAGACAAGGAGAAGACGGUGUCUGCUAGUCCGCUCAACAGUACCUAUGUUAAGAACGCGAUGAAGAAGAUGCCGAACUGUGCGAAUACUGGACCGUGGAAGCCGCGCGAUAACUGGUUCUCGGAUAACUGGGGUGUAACAAGGGGGAGCUUGGAGGAUGGGCUCAAAUGGGAGAAAGUAGCCGUAGAGUAG
Molecule: messenger RNA, 1476 nt
Organism: Alternaria burnsii
Lineage: Eukaryota; Fungi; Ascomycota; Dothideomycetes; Pleosporales; Pleosporaceae
Product: fad dependent oxidoreductase
Exons: 2
Coding region: 1-1476 (491 amino acids)
Molecular function (GO): NADP binding; flavin adenine dinucleotide binding; N,N-dimethylaniline monooxygenase activity
Source: RefSeq, a predicted model, not a curated record